Molecule: messenger RNA, 940 nt
Organism: Aedes aegypti (yellow fever mosquito)
Lineage: Eukaryota; Metazoa; Arthropoda; Insecta; Diptera; Culicidae
Product: protein FAM207A
Exons: 1
Coding region: 73-780 (235 amino acids)
Biological process (GO): maturation of SSU-rRNA from tricistronic rRNA transcript (SSU-rRNA, 5.8S rRNA, LSU-rRNA)
Cellular component (GO): preribosome, small subunit precursor; nucleolus; 90S preribosome
Source: RefSeq, a predicted model, not a curated record
GUUUUUGUAUCGUAUCUUGACUCCACCGCGUGCUUCAUCGAAAGUUUGAUUUCUCGUAAGUGAUUUAAAAUUAUGGGAAAACUUAACAAAAAGUUAAUUCAAUCCAAACCAAGUCCCAAGCCAGACAAAAAGGAUGCCGAUUCUAAAGCAGUAUCUGGGCCUUUCCCUAUUUAUCGCACCAUACCUGUUCAGUUAAACGGUCCAGAACCGAAAUCGUUCAAGGUUUCAUCAAAAUCGAAGAAAACAAAGAUCACAGCUAAACCGAUUCCGGCACCGGAGAAUGUACAACCGGAACCAGCAAACAACGAACCAAAGGAUGCCGGUAAGGUUAAAAAGCUCCGAAAGACAACCAUCAGCAGGCUGAACAAAAAAGAGAAAAUAAAGUUCCGGAAAGACGAAAUGCUGAAGAAGGUCGAGCUCACCCAAAAAGCGUUCAAGGAGGACAAACUGAAGAAGAAGCGGGAAAAAACGGCAGUAACCGGAGAUAUGAGACCCCUCUUGGAUGCGCUUCCUUCGCUGGAUUCCCUGUUCAAGAUGAAAUCUGCCGACACAAUCAAAACCGGAGUUCCCAAGUAUGACAAGAAGGCAAUCCCCAAGACGAAACAGCAACUCAAAGUGGAACGGCUGAAGAAGAAAAAGGUCGACUUCUUGGCCCGCUGCCAGAAGGUGAACCAGGUUCUCAAGUCGAAGAAGUUCAAGAAAAAUCCCAAGAAAAUGAUUGCUGAACACAUACGGAACACUCGGAAGGAACAGCUGCAGUUGUUGAUGGGGGGCUCGUAGAAUUACUUAGUCGAUAAGAUUGUGUACAGUAAUGAUGUAUUAGAUUUAUCAGCAUUGGCCUUGGAAAACGAUCCGUAGGUUCGCCAAAUUUGAAAUGUAUUAAAAUUCUUAUGAACUGAAAAUUAAUAAAAAAAAAUGUAUUUUCGGAGAUGAAGAUGAA